Messenger RNA from Homalodisca vitripennis (glassy-winged sharpshooter), 1149 nucleotides. RefSeq lists its product as uncharacterized. The record is from RefSeq and is a predicted model, not a curated record. Bases 1 to 1149 code for a protein of 382 amino acids. Gene Ontology annotation, biological process: DNA replication, removal of RNA primer. NCBI's taxonomy places the organism in Eukaryota, Metazoa, Arthropoda, Insecta, Hemiptera, Cicadellidae. The transcript has a single exon. Gene Ontology annotation, molecular function: RNA-DNA hybrid ribonuclease activity; nucleic acid binding.
AUGCUGGAUAUGAGACGCAAGCAACUUGCCAUAAAUUAUUUUCACUCCCUUAAAGCCAAGCCCGAAAAUCCGGCAUAUGAACACGUAUUUGAAAAUGACUUGCUCGAAGUCUAUGCUAAUCGCCUUAACAUCUCAGCUCCCUUUGGAGUAAGGACUAAAGCGCUCCUCUCGGACCUUGGUAUCGAGGAGUACCAAGUAAGCCAAUGCUACCAGAGUGAUAUUCCUCCCUGGUUAGUAUUAAGUCCCGAAGUUGUCCUGUCACUUCACAAGUACAAGAAAGAAAACACUUCUAAUUUAGUGUUCACGCAGGCUUUCCGGGAACUCUUGAGUGCUCGGGCACGUUGCGACAUAAUUUACACUGCUGGAUCUAGUUCUGAGAAUGGCACCGGAUGUGCGUUCAUAACGGCGAGUCGUGAGUAUAGAUUCUGUCUGCCCUCUGUAGCGUCAGUCUACACGGCAGAACUGACCGCUAUUUUUAAAGCAUUGAACAUCGUCUGCCCCAGGACCAGAAGACUGGUCAUCUGCUCCGACUCGCUUAGUAGUCUGCAAGCAAUCAAGGACAUGUAUCCAAAACAUGUCCUUGUGCGCGACAUCCGAUGUGCCAUUCACAGACUUCAAGUCCAAAAUAUACAGGUUGUUCUGGUGUGGGUGCCCGGUCACGCGGGAAUUCCCGGAAAUGAGCUUGCCGACAGGGCUGCUGGGAGUGCUCAUGAGCUUCCUCCUUUUACUGCUAUGGUGACAGGGUCAGACCUAAAGCCAAUGGUGAAGGAGAAGUUAAGACGAGUUUGGGGUGACUCUUGGUCUCGGACGGUGCGCAACAAGCUAAGAGCCAUAAAACACACAGUAGCUCCCUGGGGGACAGCCAUCCGCGAGAACCGCAGAGAGGAAGUAUUGUUGUGUCGGUUGCGGAUCGGGCACACGCUGCUGACUCACGGGUACCUCAUGAGCCGUGGGGAUCCCCCGGAGUGUUCGUGUUGUGGAGUGGCUCUGAGUGUCGAGCAUAUUUUGGUCGAAUGCCGUGAUUAUGCAAUGCUAAGACGAUCUUGUCAGUUCCCAGCAAGUCUAUUCGAUCUGUUGGGGGAUGAUGAGUCAGUCAUUGUAAAGCUUUUUGAAUUCUUAAGAAGAACGAGUCUUAUCUCAAAGAUUUGA